Messenger RNA from Lytechinus pictus (painted urchin), 6584 nucleotides. RefSeq lists its product as uncharacterized. The record is from RefSeq and is a predicted model, not a curated record. The transcript has 6 exons. Lineage: Eukaryota; Metazoa; Echinodermata; Echinoidea; Temnopleuroida; Toxopneustidae. The coding region runs from base 186 to 1187 and encodes 333 amino acids.
GUUCCUUGUGGUUACGUCAUCAUUGUUUACAUCACGCAGCUGGUCGAUGGCGAUCGUUGUCUUUCUUUGUUCCAACAGGUUUGAAAUAAGGCAUUUCAGCACUCUUCAAACGUUACCAUACGAUAGAUCGGGAUGAUUUAAAACGAAUAAGAGCUAUAUUUUCAAUUUCUGUUUUAAAAGUCGUCAUGUUUAAUCUCACCAGCCGUUUAGUUCAAGCCAAGGAGGCCAGUAAUCCGGCCUCUCAUCAUGAGGAUGAAACGGUGAAAGCCGGAAGACAAGCAGAAGAAAGUCUAAUCAAAGACCUUGUCCAUAGAGCUGGGGUGCCGUCCUCGUGCAUCUACCAAGGUCUUAGGGUUCCCGAUACAUUCCAGACGAGACGAUAUGAAAUAGAUGUUGUCAUUUUGACAGAGUAUGGAAUCUACUGCAUUGAGGUCAAAAACUGGUCUGGGAAGAUAUCACUGAGCAAAAACGGCAAAUCAUGGGUCCGACAAAAAAACGUCAAAGACUCUAACACUCGAUCAAGUGUGACCUACGAUGAAUCACACACUAAUAUCCUCCAAGAACUCAAAUCUAAGACUCGGCUAAUCAGGAACAAUCUGCUGAGGAAUGAAGCCUGUCUGGCAGAGAAAUUCUUCUUCUCCAGGGUAGUUUUGAUGAAUCCCAAAUCGGAGUUGGAUAAUUCGUUGUGGAAAGAGAAUGAGAUCGUGACCCCCGAUAGGUACCCGUUGUUCCUGGAUUCACUGAAGUCGAGCUACACAGGCAAGGUGGCCGGGUCUAUCGUCCCUUCUUUUAUCACAGGUCAGUUAUCAUACAGUGCUAUGGAAUCGGCCAGGCAUGCGUUAAACCAAAUAGGAACCUGGGACAUAGUGCAUUUACAUGGUGGAAAACAAAUAAUCGGUGACUACAAGGGAAAUAAAGACCUCAUUCUGAAUAGGAAGACAGCAUCUCGGAUGGAAUUCAAGCAUCAGCGUAGCUCAGUCCUCGGAUCCCUUUGGGCAGUCAUGGGAUUCACUCCUCAAGUGGCAGUGACGAUCUACAAGCGCGGAGGAGAAGGAUGGUUAUGGAAUGCCACUUGUGCCCAGGUCAGUGUGUCGUACGAUGCAGAAAUCUCAUUCCGAGCCGCUGGGGCGGAGGUCGACGCCAAGAUACAGGCCAAUGACAUUGAGAGUAUCACCUUGAGCACGUAGCUACGUUCUGGUGAUGAGGUUGGUUUUAAAUUUCAAUCCGAUGACAUUCAUCAUGAGUAGGCACCUACAUCAGGGUGAAAAGGUUGGCUAUUAUAUACAACCUGAUGACUUUGAAAGUAACAUCUGGAAUCUGGAGUACAUAGCUAUCUUGGUUAUGACGAUGGUUCUACAUUGAAGUAUCUGGAGCUCUUUCUACUAGCUACAUCCUGGCGAAGAGGUGAAAUUUCAACUCAAGGACAUUGAAACUAUCAUUUUGAGCAAAUGCACAUUCAUCCGGUUACGAGGUUGGUUCUACAAUGUAAAAUGGAACCCAAUGAUGUUGAAAGUAGCAUUUCAAGUACACAGCCGCAUCAUGGGGAAGAGGUUGAUUCUGAAAUACAGUUCUAUGAAGUACAUGUAUUCUUUGGCAUGUAAAUGUGCACCAAGCUAUUGAGAUACUAGUCAUACAGUGUGUCCAACAAAAAGGGAACCUGUUUUCAGAGAUAGAUUCCACAAUUAUUACAUAUGUUUUUACUAUAAAUUUGGUUCUCAUGGCAAGAGUGGAAUCUCAUCUCUAAUUUAGAACCAACAGCAUAGCAAAUCGUUCAUGCAUGACAGAUUACAAACAAUAAAUAUUCAGACAUAUCAGAAACGAUUUACGCAGAAAUUCCCAUGUGAAUCUGAAUCUACUCUCAUUUCAGGGAUCAGUGAGAGAAUCUUAAAAAAGAAUACAAAGAAAUGCUCAUGAGCCAGACGUCGAGUAAGCACGGUCGUUGUAUCACGAACCAAUCUUGUCAAAUUUUUCUGCGCAAUCUAAUUUUGACAUAAAAAUUUCAAACCGGUCUUUAUUAAUGCGUGAAGUGUUUGUCUCAUAUUAGGUAUCAUAUUAAAGAGAAAUAAUUGAAUUAUAUGAUUAUGUAAAUAAAAUAUCAUAAUUCAUUUGCCUUUGAAGAAAAAAAGACAUGGGAAUCCCGGUUUCCUUUUAUCUGGAACACACUGUACACUGUAUGAAAUGCAUCAACCUAGCUAGCUGCUUGAUCCUGGAGAAGAGGUUGGUGAUAAGAUACUUGCACACCAGUGACAUUGAAGGUGUGUCAUCUUGAGCACACAUGUUGCUGCUUCUGGUAUAACAGUUAGUUUUCAAAUACACAUAUUUGUACAAGCCAUCUCAAAAUUGGAAGUAUCGUCUUGGCCGGCACGUAACUGCAUUUUCUGGAAGAGAUUGAUCAUGGUAGAAAUCCAAGAUCCCAACAUUGAAAGAUCAUUGUCCCAAGCUUAUUGUGCUAGAUGAGAGGUUGCUAUCAUUAUACAACUGAUGCUAAAUUGAUUAAAAAUAUCAAUAUCAUAUAUAAAUUCUAAAUGAACAUACAUAUAUGACCAUAUGGUUUCAAUGUUAUGUAACCAGAAUUGUUGCAGAAAAAAUGUUGGAUUUCACUUGCAUUAUUUGGAUACUAGUUGUUACACACUUGUAAUAAAUACCUUUCAAAGUUUUUCUCUACUAAAUUAAAAAUUUAUUUCAUUUUUUUAUGACCUACUAAAUGCUGCCAAAAAUGUAUAUUUUAUUGACACGAUACUGAUAUUGAAACCUUUAUUAGUCCUCUUUCAUACAUAUACAUGUAGUUAUAAAUGAAUUGUAAUAAUCUUGUGCUAUAUAGUCUGACCUCGUGUAGAUCUUUGGUACAACUUUCAUGUUUUUUAUCUUGAAUACAUACAAAAUGGUGCCAUUAUUUGUAUUCCAGAAUUAGAUAUUAGUGACCAACUGAAAUAGAUACUAACUGCACUCAAUAUUUGUAUUUUUAGAAAAAAUGUCUGAUCUUUCUUUUAUUAUCUUAUUUCAUUAUUCAUAUAUCUCUCUUCUCAUGUAAUAUAUUUCCUCUCUCUUCUCAUGUAAUAUGUUUCCUCAUUAAAAUGAAUGUCAAUGAUGUUUUAAUGAUCGGUCAUUCCAAAUAUGCACACAUGCACAACAUUUCACCAUUUCAACCAUGUACAUGUAGAUUUGUAUAUUUUUAUGUCUGAACGAAUUCAAUUUUUUGUGUCAUGAGAUAUUUUUGUUUAAAAAAAUUGUAAAUACCUUAUAUAUAUAUACAUGUAAAAUCAAAUUUUAAUGUGAUGACGUUUGUACACAGGUAAAUGCAUGUUAUAAAUUUUGGUCAUAUCAUAUUGCAUUAAUUAGAGAGACAGCUAAUUUGUGGGAGAAAUUUACCAUAACAUUGGUGUUGAGUGAUCUAUGGUUUGAUUAGAAAUUACAUACAUUUUACUGUACUGGGGUGUAAUAUACAUAUGUUACGGAGCUCCUGAUAUUGUGACUAUAAACCUACCAAACAGUCCUAAAUAAGUAAUCAAAAGCUUUUGAAUAAAACUUUAAAAGUCAUGAACAAGAAUUUGAAAAAAAAACCAACAAAUAAUGGAGUCUUUCUUAUUUUCUCAGGCAGUUUAUUCUGAAGGUUUGGAGUCGCACAACUAAAAGCACAAUCGCCCCAAAUAACUUUGUAAUAAUGUAUGAAGUUUGUUCCAAUCUGCAGUUUUAAACAGAUGUCAUAUUCCAUGGCAUGUCAUUGGUUUACUUUAAGAGUUAGCUUUAUUACCCCCCCCCCCCCACACACACACACACAUAAACACACAAACAUACAGUUGAAAUGCCAUAGUAUUGUUCAUACUGUUAAAGAUAUUCCUGUCUUUACCAGGCAAGUUGUCUCAGAAAUAUGAGUUGUAAAAAAAUUAUAUAAAAUAAGAGGUUGAUUUUAAAAGUUAAGUAUUAAAGUAAAAGUCUAUGUGUUCAAUCAAAUAUUUGGUUACCUUGCCUCAGAAAUAACCAAUGGUUUCAUUUCAACUUAAUCCAGAAUAUAUAACCAAAAAUAAACUUUUUGAGACUGAUAUCUAAUUUUUGAAGUGAAUGUAUUGAUUUAAUACCUGAAUACAAAAUGCAGUUAGAAUGACUUUGAGUUAAUAUUAAGUAUUGCUGACAUAUAAGUGCAAAGAUAUUUAAUCAAAAUGAUGAUUCAACAUUUUAAUGUAAGCUACAUAAAAAUGCAAUAUUAACUUCUUGCCUGUUGAAUUUUUCUUAAGGUCAUUUGUGUAUGCAUUAUUUGGACAUUAAUAUCUUUAGUAAUUUGUCAAAUUUUGUCAUUCUCUUUUUUUGCCAAAUUUGUCAAUUGCUGAAAGUCAUAAUUAUAAUAAUGCUAAGUAUGUUUUUAAGGAAAACAUUAUGUUAAUAUAUUAACAUGCAGUAAACAGUUCAUUUGUGGUACAUGUAUAUAUUGUGACAAUGUUCAAUCUUCUCCAGGUUUAUGUCAUUAAACUUACAUACAUUUUAUGCUAAUAAAGUUAAAGUAAUUGUCUAAGCCAUUGUUUAAGUAAUAAGUAAUGAUAGCAAUGACUUGAUUCACAAGUGUCAAUUGAUCUUCAUUUGAUUUAAAGACUUAAAACUGUAAAAUAUUGUAUGUGUAAUGAAUAUAAUGGAGGUAAUAAUAAUAAUAAUAUGACAGUAAAAUGGUUAAUAGAUUUGCCACUCUAAAGUGUGCACAAUAUCUAUAAAAUUUAGAGCUACUAAACUAGAAGAAUAUUAUACAAUGUUUGCAAUAAAUAUAUGCUUCUGUUUAUUGACACCACAAAAUUAAACUUGACUUUAUUAUGGAACCAAAAAAUAUCACUCUUUCAUGAAACAAGAGAUGAUGAUUUACAAUCGUAGUAUACUUGGAGGUACGAGCAAAUGUUACAGAGGCCAAAAUCAGUUUCAAAUUUCAUUCACACCUAAGUCGCUUAACUGUUAUGCUGCAGUGAUGAACGUCAUCAAGUAAUGUCUGUUGCUCGUUUCUUGUCAAAAUGGCUCGUUGCUAUGACAACGUUACAUGCCACAACUAUACAUGUCUACCUCCGUUGAUGCAGACGAUCGUGCAUUCUAUUCAAGAAAUUGCAUUCACACCUCUCGGGAGUGUAUGACAGAACGGCAUCAUCUAUAUCUUAGCUCGUUAGUUGUACUUGUGUUCUUAUAUCACUUUGUUGUCGCACUGAAUGAUAUACAAUCGAAAUGACUCGAAGAGUAAUCGUGACGGAAACUAAUUUUGGAUGAAAACAUUUUUUUCAGUGCAUCCUUUGCGAGAAAGUAGUCUUAACAGGUAAAUUGUAGACAUGGUGGUACUAAUAGUCAAUGCAAUAUAUUCUUUUCACACAGGUUGAUUAACAUUUAUUCACAUUUAAGCCGCGUGACAUGGAUCGUUAAUUUUUCCUUUGACAAAAUAAUUCUUUAAAAACUAUGUAUAUCAUUGGAAUUAUACACACAUCAUAGAUGAAUGUUUACAUGUUAUAUUUAAAAUGGGGGAAAAAAAUCAGUCAACUCAUAAUAGUUAAAUUACCACUGGCCAUGUCAAUGAUCAUAACUACAGAUAUAGGAAUGGCACGGGAGGGGGGGGGAGGGUGACUACCCCUCCCCCAUUUCAGGUAGUGAAAGGAGGAAAGGGAAAAAUAAAUAGGAAAAAAAUAAAAAGAGAUAAUAGUAUCAAUUAAAAACAGAGGCCUUGGUCAUUUAUUAUACAAUAGUACCCCUAUUAUUUACAUGUAUAUAAAAAAAUGACCUAAAAUUUUUUCCUGCCCCCUUUUUAUUGAAAAUAAGAAUAAUUGCCUUUCCUCCAUGUCCUCAAUUACUCUUCAAUUUUAGUCUGAAAUAUUUAUAGGCAUAUUUGAAUAAAAUCCUAAAGAGGUACCAUUGUGGUUUUAAAUGAAACUGGAACAAGGGCAUUAUAAAGGAGACAAAUACAUUUUUUAAAUGUACAGCCUAGCAGGUCUAGUAAGUUGUGUUUUUUGCAGUGAAUUUUGAUUCAUGUGUUUUUAUUAGGGUGGUUUUUUUUUCUUCACAUUUGCAAAUAUUACAAAUGUUUUUCAUGUGUAUACACUUGCAUUGCAAUCCAUUCUUCAUUCGAUAUGUUAAAGCUUUCUUGUAAAUGAUGAUUAGAACAAGACAUGUACAUUGUAAAUGAUGAUUGUAAUAUAUUCCAUUUUUAACCUUGUAAAUGAAAUCCAUUCCUAUAGACUAGUCACGUUUUAAUCAAGACUUUUAUUAUCUAUAAUAUCCGCAUUAUCUACCAGCUACCGUUAAAUACAAUUCUAGUCAAAAUUAUACAGGCCAUCCAUCCUAUUUACAUGGCUAUCGAUUAAAUGUUACAUUUGCAGUGUUUGCACUCAAAACCAAAAACAGUUCAUAUCGAAAUUGCUGUAAUCCUAGCCUUUAGCUGUGCAAGUCUACUUUUGAAGUGUAUUCGUACUCGAUAUGCAAUAUUUCAUCACGCUUUGAAUGCGUUUUUAAGAAGAAUUGUAUAUAUGUUCCUGUGUGCUUUUGUUAUGAACAGUGUAGCCGUGGUAUAUUUUUCCAACAGGGAAUGAUGAGAGUACAUUUUUUUUUAAAAUAAAUGUGGAAUUCUCUUA